AUGAAAGACAGACUCAGUGAUUUGCCGGACUGUGUUCUUCUUCGCAUACUCUCCUCUUUGCAUACCAAACAAGCCGUUCAAACAUGCGUUUUGUCUACAAGAUACAACAAUCUCUGGAAGCAUGUUCCUGUUCUUUCACUAGGUCCUUGUCUCUUUAAGACUCGCAAAGGGUUCACAAAAUUUGUGUCUAGGUUUUUGUCUUUACAUGAUGAAUCAACAGCGUUGCGCCGUCUCAGCCUUGAUCGUGACGGGUCUGUCUCCUUUCUUGGUGGAGCUGAUCCUUUUUCUGGGUUUCCCAUGUUGAAAAGUUUGAGGAUUUCUUGUUCUAAAAUUUUGGGUGAACAAAAUCUAUGCAUAUCAAGUAUCACGCUUAUACUAAGUUGGAGCCAGCUUCGUUCUAUUAAACACGUAGAGAUUUAUGCAUAUAUGUUGCAAAAUUUUGCACAAAUUCCUUCGAAUCUACUUGGUUGGUUGCUAGAGCUUACUGAUAUCAAAUCAUUGAAAAUCAGUUCGGACACUCUUCAGGUAUACCUUAAUACAGUAUGCAAGGAGAGACUGGGUGGACAUAUAGAAGCUAGAGGAAUCCAUGGUGCAUAA
This is a messenger RNA of Medicago truncatula (barrel medic), 597 nucleotides long. RefSeq names its product F-box/FBD/LRR-repeat protein At1g51370. The coding region runs from base 1 to 597 and encodes 198 amino acids. The transcript is spliced from 4 exons. Gene Ontology annotation, molecular function: protein binding. The record is from RefSeq and is a predicted model, not a curated record. Lineage: Eukaryota; Viridiplantae; Streptophyta; Magnoliopsida; Fabales; Fabaceae.